GUGAUGGAGAGUGCAGGGGGAGGAAAUCACUGGGAAAAUGAGUGCUGCCAGGAGGGGAGGAGAUGACUCGGGGCAGUUCUCUCCUUCUGGAGGAUUUGCUGCACUCAGGGGACCCCCCUCUCCUGGAGGGUCACCUGUGGGGCCAGUUGUAACCAGUUCCCUUAUCGAAGCCGAGGGGCAGAGUGCGGCACUCCGGCUCCUGCGGGGAUCUGGCAGGAGGCAGCUGAGCUCCCUCUGGGCAGAGAGUGGGGAUAUAAGGAGAGGAACCCAUGGGCAAAGCAGCGACACGGUGCCGAGGAUAGGAUAGGAUAGGAUAGGAUAGGAUAGGAUAGGAUAGGAUAGGAUAGGAUAGGAUGCAGCUCCCGGCUCUGUGUUGCGGGGCCUCGCUGCUGCUGCUCAUCCUGCCAUGGGCGGGAGCACAGCCGGCCGGUGGUGAGCACGAUGCGGAGCUGCAGUCCCUGCAGGACCUCCUGGAAGCGCUGGGGCAGCUCCGGGAGGAGGAAGGGGAACCGGGCCUGGAAGACGAGCCGGUGGCCGGAGCUGAGGACAGCGGCUCUGAGCGGGACCUCCCGGGGGCGGAGAGCGGCCCGCCGGCUGCCCUGCUGCCGGCCCCCAGCCCUCCCCAGCCGGCGGAGGGGCAGAGCCAGUGGAGGAGCCUCCUCUCCUCCUACAGACGGAGGCACUUCUCCGGCUGCUUUGGGACGAGGAUGGAGAGGAUCGGCGCGCAGACGGGGCUGGGAUGCAACCAGUACAAAGCCCGUUUCUGGAGGAGAGGGAGAAGCUGAAGCCGGACCGGCUCCCAAGCGCUUCCUGAGCCUCCAGGCUGGUGUCCAGCAGCCGGACAGCCAGGCUCCCCCCGGAGCCUCCGCGGGGGUGGGGUAUGCAGAAUAAACUUUUGUACAAACUUUG
Grus americana (Whooping crane) is the source of this 909-nucleotide messenger RNA. RefSeq names its product natriuretic peptides A-like. Gene Ontology annotation, biological process: receptor guanylyl cyclase signaling pathway; cGMP biosynthetic process; neuropeptide signaling pathway. The record is from RefSeq and is a predicted model, not a curated record. The transcript is spliced from 3 exons. NCBI's taxonomy places the organism in Eukaryota, Metazoa, Chordata, Aves, Gruiformes, Gruidae. Gene Ontology annotation, molecular function: hormone receptor binding; hormone activity. Gene Ontology annotation, cellular component: extracellular region; nucleus; cytoplasm. Bases 354 to 785 code for a protein of 143 amino acids.